UUUCCCACAAUGCAUCGCGCCGCUCGGUUGCCAGGACUCUGGAGAAGCUGAUGGCCGCUGAGAUUGGAGGGUUACAGAAAGCAGACCUGAGAGAUCCUCAUGUGACCCACACAACCUGCGGCGGUAGCCUGGAACUGGGCGCUUUCAUUCCGUGCAGCUGCACCCCCUAACAGUCAUGCUAAAUAUGUUAGCGCUUACCAGACCUGAGGGCGGGCCUAAAUAUAUUGGAUUAAUAUGGCAGACACCUGUGUGAUCACCCUCAGCUGUGAAACUGUUUAUCUGCACAACUAAAUCUCACAAUGGAGAGUGAGACCAUGAAUGGUAGGAUGAAGAACUCUGACAUUGCUGAGACCCAGAGCAGCUUCCUGCCGGCUAUGAAAGCUCUCCCGAUUUCAGCUGUUAAACAGAACACUGUCCUACAGACACUUGUGGGCGGUGCAGGGGAACCUGAAAAAGAAUGUGACAGGGAGGAUAUGCUGAGAGCGCAGGAGGAGUGGGAGGCCUUAGAAACCUUGCAGACUGGGCUGCACAGUGAAAAAUCAGGGCUCCUGGGAGACUUUCCUGGACAGACCAGUUUAAUCUCCUUUAAUGAAGCACUUCAGUACUUCCAGACAGCAGAUAUGUCCGAGUACAAAAAGAAGAUUCAGCCUGCAGUCCGGCGCUCAGGACUCUCUCUCAUUUCUCACCUGCUGUUUGGGCCUCCGCGACUUAGCAAGGAACUUCAUGCAGAGCGGGACCUGGUGCUUGCUAUUGCGCAGUGUCCCCUGGACAGCAGUCAGCAGGUUCACAUCAGAGUCCUACAGACCAUAUACAAGAGGCUGACAGGGGCCAGAUUUGACUGCCCACUCUAUGGAUCACACUGGGAGCAACUAGGAUUCCAAGGCCUAGAUCCAAGCACAGACCUUCGAGCGGCGGGACUGCUGGGCCUGAUGCACCCUUUGUACAUGGCGAUGGAGCCCAAAACACUGCCUCUGGCUCAUGAUAUUUUCAGACUGUCACAGCACCACACACAGAAUUUCCCAUUCUGCAUUAUGUCCAUCAACAUCACCAGAAUCUGCCUCCAAGCUCUUAGAGAAGAACGAGUCUCCAAGGAAUGCAAUCGCCGACAGCAGGUUUUUGCUGUGCUCAAUGACUUCUAUGUGGCAACAUUCUACCACCUCUACCACAUAUGGAAGACACAGAACAAAACCAUUAGUGAUUCAGGCUUUGUCCUGAAAGAAGUGGAGUCCUUUGCCAAGAGAAACCCCAAGGAAUUAUUGCGCCAGCUGGACAUUUAUCUGCAGGAGCGGCCUCUGCCCAAAGACCUGUCCCCAGAAAUUUGGGACCAGCAACCAAUAGAAUCUUCUAACCAGAACAGAAGCAAUGGGAAUAUUUGCUUUACAGGCGUGUGUGAACAGCAAGUGCAAGAGGACAGGCUAAUCUAAGUGAGAAGGGAAAAAUAAAUCUAAUAUUUUAUACUUAAAAGGAGCACAAGGGAUUGUAGUCUUUACACAAUGUCCCAGCAGCUGGAAUCUGUCGUCUGUAAGAGUGAACAGUGAUCCUGGGAUCAAGCACUUCAGGCAGCAGGGCUGUCCAAAUGGAGGCACGUGUGCCAGAUGUGGCACUUCAAGGUUUUUUUUUUUUUUUUGUUUUUUGUUUUUUUUUUAUAGCCCCCUGUCUGACAAUGGGCUCAAUAGACUGCUGUGUAUCUUUAUAUUAUCCAACCCUUGGACAAUAUGUUAGCUUAUUAGCACACUACAUGGAAACAGCUGGAACAGGGCUGCUUAUUUAACAAACACAAAAGCUUAGACUGUCCUGAUACUGGACUAACUCAUCAGCCCAGCAAGAACACUACGUUCCACUCCCCGCUCAGCUUUACCAUAGUGGUGCAAACGUACUUAUUCCCUAUACAGUGCCAGUAAUCUGCCUCUUGACCUAAUUUUGAAUAUUUAUACCAACAGCAUAUUUUAGUUUAUUCAUAACAUGAAAAUGUGAAAAAAGAUUAUAUAUAUUUUUUUUAGUUUUCAGCGCAUUGAAAUACAAAUACAGAAAACCAGAUUUCCAUGGAGAAUUUUGCAGCAAAAUGAGGGAAUUGAUCUGUGGUCUGAAUACUUUAGCAAGGCUCUGUAUGUGAUUGUGCGAAUGCCCAGUAUGAAUAUUAUCGUUUUACUUAUAUCUGAGCCAAUCAUUUUCACUCGCUGUCAUAUAGAGCAAGUGGGACUGCUCCCCUUUGAAACCUCAUGGCAUAUUGCAUGCAGAGAUGCUCGGCCUGAGGUCCUCUUGACUGGCUGAACUGCAGCCUCCCUUAACAGCAUUUGAGCAGCUAGUGAGCCAAUGGAGACAUCAUUCGACUCUUUCCUUCUCUCAUAGAUGUACUGAAAAUAUCUAUCAAUUGUUGUGCAGUUUUAUCCUUUUGUAUUUAUAUUUACCUUAAAAUGGGCCCUGCAUACUGUGAAUGGAAGAGAUGGGCACUGCAGGAGUGAUGAGAUACCGGCGGCUUCAUGUUCUUUAUCCAUGUUAGACUACAUGCCCAUACAGUUAGACUGGAUCCAUAUAGUGUGGGUCUAGGCAGAAUUGUGUUGGUAAGUUCUUGUUUCUAAGUUAAACAGUGUAGAAUAUAGAAAAUCGUGUAUCUUUGUUCAAGAAAACCAUGUUUUGCACUAGCUAUGUCUGUAACGGGACCUAGCAGUCUCUUAAUCAAAAUAAAUAUUUUACAACA
This is a messenger RNA of Xenopus tropicalis (tropical clawed frog), 2698 nucleotides long. It is a transcript of the gene elmod3, whose product is annotated as ELMO/CED-12 domain containing 3. The record is from RefSeq and is marked validated. Lineage: Eukaryota; Metazoa; Chordata; Amphibia; Anura; Pipidae.